Messenger RNA from Plasmodium fragile, 918 nucleotides. RefSeq lists its product as uncharacterized. The record is from RefSeq and is a predicted model, not a curated record. Lineage: Eukaryota; Apicomplexa; Aconoidasida; Haemosporida; Plasmodiidae. Bases 1 to 918 code for a protein of 305 amino acids. The transcript has 10 exons.
AUGGAAGGGAUGAACCCGCUACUGGAAUAUAAGAGAAUCAAAGAGGCCGUUUUUAGUAAGCAUCCCCUCGGCCUCCAUAAGACGCUCCCAAAAAGAGAAAACUUUGAAUUUAAGACAAGGGCAAAGGAAAAGAUAAAGGAUGAAAGGGAGGACAGGAUAAAGCACCCAGCAAGGGAAGAUAUCUCAACCCCCAACAAUAGAACUGCUCUACAAAAGAGGAGCAGUCAGAGUUUUGCACUUCGUCCCCGCCAUACCUUUCAAAAGGAGCACAUUCGCCAUGUUGACAAAUUUAAUGACACUCCUCAUGGAGGGAAUUCAAGUGGCAGAAAUGAAAAGUGUGGCAGGCAGACUUACGCAAUUUCGCAAGAGGAGAAUUUGGAAUUGUCCCUCGUCUGCCCCGACGGGCCGAAAAGCAACACAGGGAUGGUAGUAUACAAAUACUGCUACAUUUGCGAAACGGGAAAGCCCUGUUUUUGCAGUGAGGAAAACUACGACUAUGAAAAGAAUAUCAUAGAGACAAUUCAUUCAAACAAGAAAAAACAAGAGGGGAAUAAGAUUAAUGCUUGCGUGAAGGGACAAGGAGGAAAGGCUACAGGGAAGAAGGAGCUUCUUUCCAAGAAGAAACGCCAGAAGAACGAACAGACCAAACCGUUGAGUAGUUAUGACAGAUUUUACCUUCAUCAAGUGAAAACCAUUAAGGGGAAAUUGGAUUGCUUGAGAGAGGGGCGUGUGUGGAAUGAGGACACGACGGCACAGAAAGGGGCCGAGACGAAGAGCAAAGUCGACAUGGACAUGGACCAGAACGGACCGGCCAUGGAGAAAAGGAUGGACGCUUUGAAGGAAAUUGAAAAAAAGCACCUGAAGCUGCUGGUCAGCCUAUUCGAUGAGUACAAAGAUUUGGAGGAAAAGAUGUUAUGA